AUGGUAAGCAUCGGUAAAUCUGGUGCUUUCCGCGGACCUCUUGCUAGUAGCCAGCCGUCGACGUCGUCGGUGAUAGGCAGACCGCGCAUCGAACCAUACAAACAGGCCUUGACUGCUCUGGCUGAACGCACACGCGCGCCCUUGCCGUCUCUCGCCCUCUCAUUCGCCCUCCUCCAUGAGCUCACUGCCGUCGUGCCGUUCGUGGCCUUCUUCUACGCCGCACGGACCCUCCGCGCUGGCGAGCGGGUGAUCCUAUCUUAUCCCGAGAAGUUCACCGGGGAUCCCUCGAACAUCGAGUUCAAGUACCCGGAGCAGGGGUUUUGGGGACGGGUCCGGAGGGAGUGGUGGAUAGAGGGUCGGCUCUGGGCGGACCGAAUGGGGAGGCGAUAUGGUCUCUUUGGGUUGUCGCGGCACGCGGACGGUGAGCUCGACUCUCGGUCGCGAGAAAUAUCUUCCGUGCAGAGCGCUGCGCCGGAUAUCGCCAACGCCGUCUUUGCCUAUUUCCUGACCAAGGCGAUACUGCCCGUUCGUCUAGGGCUGUCCAUGUACUGGUCUCCCGCAUUCUCCAGGAGCGUGAUAGAGCGUGCUAGAACAUCGCUCGUGCAAGCUCUUCGCCACAAGCCGCGCUGACAGAACCCAUGUCAGGGUCUGCCCUAAUCUGCUCAAAACCGGAGACCGGCAUGCAUCGGAGGAUCCCCACCUUGGUUCAAUCCGAGUGGCCAUAUAUUGACAGUUGACGUUGGCGACCGACGAAUGUACGCGCCGUCUCUUGAUGUCUCGCUCCAGAAAUGCGGACAGGAAGCUGCCAAAGCCCACCCUCAGAUCCCGAGGCCGAGCAGGGCAUCGCAGGGCAUCUCCUAGGAGCCAGUGCCAUAUGUAACGACAAUCUUUGAUGGCAUUUACGAUGUCGCCGUGCCCAUUUGGUGUAUAGUUUACCCCCGAUACGUACUGUCCGUUACUUUGUAAGGCUACCGCGUUGUAAGCGUACUUUCUCGGCGUGUACUGUAGCAUACGACUCUACACAAUUGAUGUGGUUCUGCGCGUGCU
Rhodofomes roseus is the source of this 1047-nucleotide messenger RNA. RefSeq lists its product as uncharacterized. Bases 1 to 630 code for a protein of 209 amino acids. Lineage: Eukaryota; Fungi; Basidiomycota; Agaricomycetes; Polyporales; Fomitopsidaceae. The record is from RefSeq and is a predicted model, not a curated record. Gene Ontology annotation, cellular component: mitochondrion. The transcript is spliced from 3 exons.